GCGCGUUUGAGCGCGCGCGUGUCACGAGGCAGGGCAAGGCAGGCAUGUAUAUAUAUGUACAUGGGCAAUUGGUGAUUAUGGCAGAUACCUCGAGACGCACAUGAGAGGAGCUUGAAGAGGUAAUGGUGGACAAGUCUGUCGUGGUUGGGCUAUGCGGUUUGUCGCCGUACCCUUCGCGGCUGGGGGAGGUGGGUCGGAUUAGCGCUUGAAGCUGGGCCUGCCUGGCACUCAACUAGCACUCUACUAGCGUUGACUUGCGUUGACUGGCGUUACGCCACCGUCACUACCGUUGGCGCAGACGUCCUCCGCAGACGUCCUUCGGUUGUCAGACUGCGCCAUCCGUGGAGUGUUGACUUUGACUUCGUAACCCGUUGUUGAACACGUAGUCGAAGAUGGGUGGGCCGUUCAAGCUCCCGCCACUGCUGUACGAUAUGGGUGCGCUGGAGCCGUACAUCGAUGCCAUGACGAUGAAGGUACAUCAUGGUGGUCAUCACGCGACGUACGUCAGCAAGCUGAAUGAUGCCAUCAAGGGGAAAGGCGAACUGGAGAGCAUGAAACUUGUGGAUUUGAGCCAGACGGCAAUCAAGAUGGGACCUGCCGUUCGAAAUAACUGUGGAGGUCAUUACAACCACACACUGUUCUGGACGUACAUGGCCCCAAAGGGGUCAUCCAUCACCAAGCCGACGGGUAACCUUCAGGCAGCCAUCGACAAAAAUUUUGGGUCUUUCGAUCAAUUCCAGACGGCCUUCAACAACGCAUGUGCUGGAGUGUUUGGAUCUGGAUGGGUGUGGUUGGGUGUUGCCGAGGAUGGAAGAUUGUCAAUCGAGACAACGGCUAAUCAGGAUAAUCCAUUGAUGGACGGAGUUGUGCUGAGCCAAAAUACUGCCACUGGUGAUCGGGUGCCAGGCACGAACGGAAGAAAGAUUAUACCCUUCAUGGGACAGGACGUUUGGGAGCAUGCCUACUACCUCAAGUAUCAGAACCGAAAGACGGAGUACUUCGCAGCCUGGUGGAAUGUAGUCAACUGGAACAAGAUCUGCGAGUACUAUGACCAGUACGCUUCCAAGAAAUUGUACAUUCCUGUGGCUUGAUUGAAUGUGGGAUCCAGGUACAGAUAUGCUAGACCGAUAGGAUGGCUUUGGGAAAGCCAGCCUGGACAAUCUGACUGUCAUCUGAACGUCAUGUAAGUGUAGGAGGAGGGCGAGAAAAGUCUCGCCAAGACAGGAAAAAUGUAACCAGUACAUACGGAAGGGGAAGGUGUGUGAAAAAGGUGUAACGUGGGUGCACAUAGUUGUAAAAACGGGUUAGGUGCUGGUUUGACUGUAAUGCACAUAGCAGUGAGAAAUGGGUUAGGAGGUGUUUGACUGCAUAAUGCAUACGCAAGACCAUAGUAGCUCUGCGAGUGCAGUGAGCCACCCUACUUCACACUGGUUAGGAGGUGUUUGACUGUAUAAUGCAUAGUAUUGCAUACGCAAGACCAUAGUAGAAGUGCGAGUGCAGUGAGCCACCCUACUUCACACUGAAUUACCAUUUUACCCUCCUCUUGAAGGUUAAUGCAUAGUAUUGCAUACGCAAGACUAUAGUAGAAGUGCGAGUGCAGUGAGCCACCCUACUUCACACUGAAUUACCAUUUUACCCUCCUCUUGAAGGUUGUUCCCUACCUGGAAGUUGUCGGAGAUGUUGAAUUGGAGUGUCAGGAAGGAUUGUAUGGAGAGGCAAGCCUGGUCUCUGUCUGUGUGGGUGUGGGUGUCUGUGCGGCAAGACCUGAGUCUGUGGGUCAGAACGUUGUCCUUCUCGCGAAAUAGAAAAAUCGAAUGGGCAUUGGUUCACUCAACAGAGGCGAAAUGUAGAUUGCGUGGUGGUUACGAAUAGCCUGAAGUCACUGAACCGUAAAAAUCACCGGUGGGUAGUACUGCACUUGCUAGCCGGGUUACAUUUUGAGAUCAAAAAGAUGGGAAGGCUGUAUUUUUUUGUCAUCUCGAAGAGUCUGUUGCAGAUGAAACAGCCGCCUUGUCGAGAGCCUUUUGUCGAUGAAGCAGCGGCCUUAAUAACGAAGAGGAGGCUGUGUCUUGAUUGUGUCCUCUUCCGGGAGAGCCUUUUGGAGACGGAGCUGCCACCAUGGGGAGGGCCUUGCUAAUGUUGGAUGGUAGAAGCAUAACGGUAUAAUGUGAAAUCACCAGUGCUUGGCCCAUAUGUAGGCCGGGGGCUCCAUAUGUUGUAUGCUGGGACUCUCGGGGCUUGGUUGCACCGGUUACGGCAGGCGCAGGGUUUCCAGGGUUGGAGAAAAGCGUCUUGGAAGUACGGGUGGUGUAGUGUGGUUAGGGCACGAAGAAGAUUGGUGAACACACAGAACUGCCACGUGCGCAAUAGGAGGCCUAUGGUGUGCAAGCGGAGAGAGACUGGCGACCAGCGUUUGCAAAUGUUACACUAGACUGUGAUGCUGAUGUGCACAUAGACAGACAGAAAUGAUGAGAUGGGGUUAUAUGACUGUAGGACUCAAAAAAUUAGUCGAAAAAUUAGUCAGCGGAGACUGGUGCAGGUGUGUUUAGCAAAUGCUGAAUUUUUAAGUGUUGGAAGGAGGAUGGAGACAGGAAGUGGGAUGGAUUUCUGUCCGUGUAAAGAGAUGAAAUGAUCAUCAGGGUUGGGAUUGAUGUCGAUGAGUGGAGAGAGCUAUGUGUGGUGGGAAGAGAGAGACGGAGAAGUUGCUGCUGGGCUGUGGCUCAAAGCAGAAAGAGUCCAGUUGAUUGUUGACUAGGUAUUCGCAUCAAAACCUGUGCACAAUGAUGAUGUGUGUAUGGAUCAUUUGAAACGUUUUGUAAAUACAUGCAUUCUGUAGAAAAUAUCUGGUUGAAAUGCUUUUUAAAUACGUGCACUCUGUAGAAGAUAUUUGGAAGACGUUCCUCUGGUAUAACCUGCUUGCAGCCCUUCAAGUCUUAAACCACAAGUAUCUUCCAUGUAUCGUCUGCAGGCAGUUUCAGCGGCCCGAAAUGAAUAAUGGGCUGCUGAAUCAGUGCUGAUGAAACUCGUCGAUGCCGGCCCUCUCCUGCUUCGGUCGUGAAUAUAAUACUGGUGCAACGUUGAUGCCCGAG
Molecule: messenger RNA, 3089 nt
Organism: Chara braunii
Lineage: Eukaryota; Viridiplantae; Streptophyta; Charophyceae; Charales; Characeae
Source: the annotation of a GenBank genome assembly